This is a messenger RNA of Alligator mississippiensis (American alligator), 963 nucleotides long. Its product is annotated as olfactory receptor 5AN6-like. Lineage: Eukaryota; Metazoa; Chordata; Crocodylia; Alligatoridae. The transcript has a single exon. The coding region runs from base 1 to 963 and encodes 320 amino acids. The record is from RefSeq and is a predicted model, not a curated record. Gene Ontology annotation, molecular function: G protein-coupled receptor activity; olfactory receptor activity. Gene Ontology annotation, biological process: G protein-coupled receptor signaling pathway. Gene Ontology annotation, cellular component: membrane.
AUGGCAGAAAUAGAAUGGGGAAAUCAAACAGUCAUUUUCCUCCUCCUAGGAUUUGGGAAUGUCCCUGAGCAGCAGAUUCUUCUCUUUCCCCUCUUCCUAACUAUCUACAUUGUGACUGUUUCUGGGAACAUCCUUAUAAUUGUGCUGGUUGUGGGUGAUCACCACCUUCAUAACCCCAUGUACUUCUUCCUGGGAAAUUUGUACUGCUUGGAGACCUGCUACACAACAAACAUCCUGCCCAGAAUGCUGGCCAGCUUCUUGACUGGGGACAGAACCAUUUCUAUCAGAAGUUGUACCACACAAUUUUAUUUCUUUGGCUUUUUGGCAGCUACAGAAUGCUGUCUUCUUGCAGCCAUGUCUUAUGAUCGGUAUGUAGCGAUAUGCAAACCCCUUCUUUAUGCAUCUCUUAUGAACAACAGAUUGUGUAUUCAACUCAUCACUGCUUCUUGGAUGAAUGGAUUUUUGUGUAUUUCCAUAGUAAUGUGCUUAAUGUCACAAAUGCAGUUCUGUGGGCCUAAUGACAUUGAUCACUUCUUUUGUGACUUUACUCCACUGAUCAGACUGUCCUGUAAUGAAACCCACCUGGUAGAGAUACUGGCUUUCUUAUUUUCUUGCAUAUUAACACUUCCCUCUUUCCUGUUAACCCUGAUAUCUUAUGUUUGUAUCAUUGGCACCAUCCUAAGGAUCUCUUCCACCACUGGGAGGCAGAAAGCCUUUUCCACCUGCUCCUCUUACCUCAUUGUGGUGACCCUUUUCUAUGGGACCUUGAUUGCUGUGUAUCUGUUACCUAAAACCACUAGGCUGAGGGCCCUCAACAAGGUGUUCUCCAUCUUCUACACUGUCCUGACUCCCAUGGUCAACCCCCUCAACUACAGCUUGAGAAACAAGGAAGUGCAUGAAGCUUUGAGAAAAGCUUCCAAGAAACUAAAUGAGAGUUUCAGUACUUAUUUUUUCCCCCACUGA